AUGGCGAAAAGAAAGCGAGAUCUCAACACGAAACCUACAACAAGCACGACAGACAGUCAGAGUAAGAUCGCAAAAGUCGCCAAAACAAAUGGACAUGUAGAUGUCAAGACCGCUGGUCCCGUCAUCCAGAUCAUUGCCGGUUCGUAUGAACGUGUUCUGCACGGCAUUACUGCAUCUAUCUCAAACCUCUCGUCAACCAAAUCUUCUCCGUCAGUCCAGUUUGCAGAUUCUUUUUUGUUCAACGCCCAUGCCUCUGCGGUGCGAUGUUUAGCACUCUCUCCCAUGCCCGAUCCGGACGCUUCGGAAGCUCAGGGCGUGUACCUGGCCACCGGAGGAUCGGACGAGAAGAUAAAUGUUUACAGUCUCUCUGCAUCGCCAAUGACUUUCAACGACAAGAGCCUCCCAAUGCCCUCCUUGGGCAACAAUCCAAUUUCAGAGAACCCGAGGAACAGAGAGCUGGGGACACUCCUACAUCAUUCCUCAACGAUCACGGCAUUGUAUUUCCCCACGAGGUCAAAACUCUUGUCAGGUUCAGAAGACAACACCAUUGCAGUGACCAGGCUCAAAGACCUGACAGUGGUUUCGACAAUCAAGGCCCCUCGUCCCAAAGUACAAGGGCAACCUAGUGGAGAUACUGCACCACCUGGAGCAACCCCUGCCGGCAUAAACGAUUUUGCUGUUCACCCCAGUCUCAAACUCAUGCUCAGCGUCGGCCGGGGGGAGAGAUGCAUGCGCCUUUGGAACCUAGUGACCGGUAAAAAGGCUGGUGUUCUCAAUUUUGGCCGCGAAAUCCUUCAGAGUGUGAAAGAAAGCAAGUACAGUAGCGGAGAGGGAAGGAGAAUCCGUUGGCAUCCUGCCGGGGUUGAGUUCUCCGUCGCAUUCGAGAGAGGUGCUGUCAUUUUCGGCGAGGACUCCAAGGCCAAAUGCAAGGUUUUGCCAGAACCCCUGACGAAAUUGCAUCAAAUAUGCUACUUGUCUUUGCCAGGUCCUUCCGAAGAGAACUUGGCAUUACUAGCUGUAUCGACUGAGGAUGGUCGAGUACUGUUCUACAACACUGACAAACCAAUAACUUCCGCAUCCAAUGAAAUCAGCGGGGACGUACCCUCAAUACCCAAGGCUAGCCUUUGCGCGACCGUGGGUGGAAAGUCGACAGGUGUCAACAAUCGUGUCAAAGACUUCGAGAUCUUAUCUUUUGCAAACGCCCAGAACCAGCAACAGGACCUCGCAAUAAUAACGGCAAGCAGUGACGGGACAAUCCGCAUCUUUCGACUUCCAGUAGCCGAUCUUCAGGCUGCUGCAAACUCUGAUACGACGGUGCAAUUAGGUACGGUAAUCGGCUCCUACGAGACAGGCAAUCGGAUCACCUGCCUUAAAGCCUUUGUUAUGCUGCCAACAUCUGAGAAUGAUGAAACCUUGGGGGUUGGAGAUGAUGACUUUGAGGGCUUCGAUGGAGUAACGGAGGCGAGUGACAGCGAAAGUGGAUGCGAGGAUGAUUAA
Messenger RNA from Capronia epimyces CBS 606.96, 1497 nucleotides. RefSeq lists its product as uncharacterized. The coding region runs from base 1 to 1497 and encodes 498 amino acids. The transcript has a single exon. Lineage: Eukaryota; Fungi; Ascomycota; Eurotiomycetes; Chaetothyriales; Herpotrichiellaceae. Gene Ontology annotation, molecular function: protein binding. The record is from RefSeq and is a predicted model, not a curated record.